Molecule: messenger RNA, 744 nt
Organism: Kuraishia capsulata CBS 1993
Lineage: Eukaryota; Fungi; Ascomycota; Pichiomycetes; Pichiales; Pichiaceae
Exons: 1
Coding region: 1-744 (247 amino acids)
Source: RefSeq, a predicted model, not a curated record
AUGCCACAAUUUUAUGACCUACCGCUAUCUUUUGACAGUCUGAGUGAGUCCUCGAAAGAACUGCUCUGUAGAGUGCCGGACUACCCACUGGACUACAACCUGUUCAUAUUCAAGGGGAUCCACAAAGUGAGGCCGCAGAUGAAAGCUGAUCUUUGCGAAUUCCGAGUCCAGGCUGCAGAGAAUACUCCGAGGGGGGACAAUGCCGACAAAGCUGUGCAUUUGGGGAUACUGAAACCAGCUGAUAAGGAUGCGGACGCGAACGACUACGAGCUGGAACUCACCACAACCUCGAAGCUCCAGGACAGAUUGAUGAAGAUUCUGAUUCUGGAGAGACACAGAAGAGAUAUCGCCAUGUUGAACAGGGUUCUGGAACAGGAGAACAAAAGCAUCACUCCAAUUGCACUUACUGAUCCCCUGGUGUACAAAAUCAAGUCUCCGUUAUUCGCCACAUUAUGGAGCCAGCAUUACGAUAAUCACGAGCAAAGUUUCAAGAAGUUUGCGAUACUACAGAACCUGGAGUACGAGUUUGAAAGAGAUCUCAGUGAAAACCCCGAGGUUAACGAUGUCACCGAUGACGACUCGUUGAUCCGCCUGUUCUGCGACUCCAAGGAUGUGAUGGAGUUUGACAUAAAGGACCAAAUUGACCAGGAUCUGUUGGACAAACAAGUUUUGGACGAUUCUAAAAUUGUUCAGAUCAUGAUUCCGUUAGCUGCACAGGCAAUUCUGAUGGGUGUGUCAUUUUGA